CACCAUAAGAAGGAAAUCCAAGGUUUAAGAGCCAUGUGGUGAGGUGCUCCACUUCUGGGAGCAGGCUGUGUCACAGCUUUGGCCGUGACGCUGCGCUGGCUCCCAGCCUGGAGCCUGGGGCACGGCAGAGGAACAGCCUGACACCGCUCUGACACACAAUUGAAAAGAAAACCACGUCACUGAUUGAGAUCCUGUUUAUUUACCAGAGUCAGAUGUUGCACAAAGUUAAUCAUCAGCAAAAUACAAAUCAAUAAAGAAUGUAUUUGCUUUAGAGAACUCUGUCUUUCAGCUCCUAUCCUAUAAAGACUGGGAUGUCUCAGUAUUAGCUGCUUUCCCCUGAUCAUCUUAAUCUAUACCAGCCAACAUAGCUAAGGAAGACCUAUAUUCAGACCUGGAGAAGGAAAACCAUGGACAGACCAAUCACUGCUGGCCAGCUUAAAGAAAAAUCACUCUUCCAGGACAGUGAUGGCAGUGCAGCUCCUGCCAAGACUGUGUGCCAUAAUUGUUCAAAGCUAAAGAUAUUUCUUGGAGCUCUAGCUUUUUCCUUUUUUGCCAAAGGAUUUUCUGGAAGCUACAUGAAGAGCAUGUCCAGUCAGAUUGAAAGGAGAUUUGAAAUCUCAUCAUCGAUUGUUGGCAUUAUUGAUGGCAGCUUUGAGAUAGGUAACUUAAUGGUGAUGGUGUUGGUGAGCUACCUUGGACCAAGAGUUCACAGGCCAAAAAUAAUUGCUGUUGGGUGUCUCAUCAUGUCUGUAGGAGCUUUUUUGUCAGUGAUGCCUCAGUUCCUAAUGGGACGUUACAAUUAUGAAAGGAUAACUGUUAGCGUGGACAACUCCUCCACGAGUGUGUCAGCUUGCUCCCCAGGGUCUGAGGGCCCUCCAGCCACAGAUGCUACAGAAACACUCAGCACAGUGAUAAAUGCUGGAUGUGAGAAAACAACAAAUUCCUAUCUGUGGCUUUUUGUGCUGGUGGGAAACCUUCUGCGUGGAAUUGGGGAAGCACCAAUUAUGCCUCUGGGAGUUUCAUAUAUUGAUGAUUUCUCUAAAGAAGAAAACUCAGCAUUUUACAUAGGCCUGGUGAGAUCCUCGGGCAUGUUUGGGCCGACGCUGGGCUUCCUGCUGGGCUCCUUCUGUGCCAGCCUCUGGGUUGACGUCGGCGUCGUGGACAUCGAUGCCAUCAGCAUAAAUCCUAAGGACACCCGUUGGGUUGGUGCCUGGUGGCUUGGAUUGCUUAUCUGUGGAGCUGUCAACUUCAUUGCUUCAUUGCCUUUCUGGUUUCUGCCCUAUUCCUUACCAAAAGAAGGACAGAAUGAAAACUUGAAGAUUAGUCACUUGUCUGUUCAAGGAGAUCCCUGUAAAAUAGACCCCCCAGCUCAGCCACAGUUAAAGUUCUCAGAGGCAGUAAAAGAUUUCUUGCCAGCACUCAGGAAGCUGUUUGGAAACCCAAUUUUUGUGGUGUUCAUCUUCCUCACUAUUCUGCAGUACAAUUCCCUUGUUGGGAUAAUAACCUAUGAGACAAAGUUUAUGGAGCAGCAAUUCAAUGUGUCAGUGGCAAAAGCCAUCUUUCUAAUUGGUGUGAUACUUCUACCCGUCACAAUCCUGGGCAUGUUUCUGGGAGGCUUCCUGAUCAAGAAAUUCAAGCUCCACAUAACUGAAAUGGCCAAGUUUGCCUGCAUCACCUUCGUGGUGGCGUAUCUGCUGAACCUGCUGUACUUCACGUGCAGCUGUGAGGUGCUGCAGGUGGCCGGGCUGACCGCGCCCUACGCUGGAAUGAAGCACCUUUCCUCCAGCAAGCACACCUACACAGCCAGCUGCAAUGCUGAGUGCAGCUGCAAGGUGGACCAGUGGGACCCUGUCUGUGGGGACAACGGGAUCACAUACAUGACAGCCUGCUUUGCAGGGUGCAAAUCAUCAUCUGGGGCAGGGAGGAAUAUGGUGUUCCACAAUUGCAGCUGUGUGGAAGGACAAGGGCUCGGGCUUGGAAACUCCUCUGCUGUUUUGGGACAAUGCCAAAGAGAAAGCUGUACCAAAGCCUUUCCCUAUUUUUUAGCAUUACAGACUGCAUGUGCAUUUAUUUUAGCCUUAGGAGGCACUCCUACAUACAUGAUUAUGUUUAGAUCUGUUUCGCCAGACCUGAAAUCCUUUGCUGUUGGGAUAGAAACGUUGGGUGGUAGAGUACUAGGAGGACUGCCAGCCCCUAUUUAUUUUGGUGCCUUGAUAGACGAGACCUGCUUGAAAUGGGGGACAAAAAGCUGUGGGGGAUCAGGAUCCUGCCGAGUGUACGACACAAAAGAGUUCAGGAAUGUGUAUCUUGGCCUCAUUGCAGGACUACGGGCAGGAUGCUGUCUUUUGUACAUAGUACUCUCUAUUUUAAUUAUGAAACGCUUCAAACCAGAUGGCAAAGAGAAGACAGAUAUUAAAAAUGCAGAAAGACCAACCAGCAAAGAACCAGAAACUGCCUACAAAAGAGAAAUUCUUCCUGGUUCAAGAACCUCAGAGGAAAGCGAGGAAACUUAUAUGUAAAAAAAAACCAAACAAGGUCUUUUGUAACUUUGCCUGUGCCUCAGUUUUUCUGAGCACAGAAAGGUCUAGAUACAGACUUCAACAACUAGUUUACAGUUUGGGAGUUCAGAAAGUAUCUUUCAACAUUGGCUUUUUAUUUGCUUUACCCUAUCUUUUUCCUUUCCUCAUCUGAAACAACAAUAAGGGGAAAAGGUGUUCAAAAUUUUGGGGAACUCUCCCAUCCUCUUGCUCUCAGUCCCUUUCUAGACCAACAGUAGGACAAGCCAAAAUUUUGCAAGUGCCAUAAAUUUGAUUAUGAUUGAAAAAUUAAGAAGAAAUCCACAAGAAGCUGCUUUGACAUUUUUCACUGACUUUAUUUCAAAUCCUCUUGCUCUGUAUUUAGGCCUCCAGCUCUACACAGGCAACCAGGUUUCACUUGGGCUUCUCUGAUGGCCUCUCAUGAGCAGAGCUCCUUGUUCCAGCCAUGGCCAGGUGAGACCCCAGGGAUGUCAGUGAGCACCCUCUGAACUCAAACUGCACCACAGCUCUGGGGUUUGGCUUGAAAAGCAGUCACAGUGGAAAGCAAAUGAAGUUUGCUAGUGAAGUUUUGAAGCAAAGGUGUUCAACAGUCAAAGCGGAAAGCAAAUGAAGAAAGUAGUGUAUUAAUUUUUUUGCAGCAUAUCUCAGUUAUGGGUUUGAGAAAGAUUACUCUGAACUGAUGCAAUAAAGUGAUAGGUAUUUCUUUGA
Messenger RNA from Passer montanus (Eurasian tree sparrow), 3245 nucleotides. RefSeq names its product solute carrier organic anion transporter family member 1C1-like. NCBI's taxonomy places the organism in Eukaryota, Metazoa, Chordata, Aves, Passeriformes, Passeridae. Bases 408 to 2519 code for a protein of 703 amino acids. The transcript is spliced from 17 exons. The record is from RefSeq and is a predicted model, not a curated record. Gene Ontology annotation, molecular function: bile acid transmembrane transporter activity; protein binding. Gene Ontology annotation, cellular component: membrane. Gene Ontology annotation, biological process: bile acid and bile salt transport; transmembrane transport; sodium-independent organic anion transport.